Hibiscus syriacus is the source of this 1427-nucleotide messenger RNA. RefSeq names its product transmembrane protein 64-like. The transcript has 4 exons. Bases 64 to 987 code for a protein of 307 amino acids. NCBI's taxonomy places the organism in Eukaryota, Viridiplantae, Streptophyta, Magnoliopsida, Malvales, Malvaceae. The record is from RefSeq and is a predicted model, not a curated record.
AUUUUCCUUCUCAUAUUUUCUCGGGAAACAAACAAGAAAUUAGUGUUCUUGCUCUGAAAUUCAAUGACUUUUUAUGAUGAAAGUAUUAAUAGCGAGGGGGGAGAGGUGGCGCCAGAGCUGAAACUAAGAGUUGAGGGUGACGAUGGUGUUAACGGAAAAGGAGAAAAUUUGAGACGACGGUUGUUAGAAGAAUGUGAAGCAGAUGAGAGAGAUUUAUCGGUACAGGAGCCCGCCUUUUGUUCUUUACAGAGAAGGUCUAUUUGGUUUUGGAUCAAAUUGGGGAUUUUAUUUACAUUUAUAGGGUUAUUGGCUGCUGUUUUCUUCAAAUGGGCUGGUCCCUUUUUGAUGGAUAAGGAGCUAAUGCCUAUUUUAAAUUGGGAGAUGACAACCUUUAGUACUCCAGUACUGGCAGUUCUAGUCUUUGCUUCCGUGGCUUUGUUCCCCACGAUACUCCUACCUUCUACACCAUCUAUCUGGGUGGCAGGGAUGACUUUUGGUUAUGGUUUUGGAUUUCUACUAAUCAUAUCUGCAGCUUCUGUGGGUGUAUCACUUCCAUUCUUUAUUGGCUCUCUCUUCCUUCACAGAAUUCAAGGCUGGUUAGAAAAAUAUCCUAAGAAAGCUGCCAUUCUGAGAGCAGCUGGUGAAGGAAAUUGGUUCCAUCAGUUUAAAGUUGUAACAUUAAUCAGGAUCUCUCCAUUCCCAUAUAUAAUAUAUAACUACUGUGCGGUGGCAACACACGUUAAGUAUGGUCCUUACAUCUUGGGAUCUUUGGUAGGAAUGGUGCCAGAAAUUUUUGUCGCAAUAUACACAGGUAUCCUCAUACAGACGUUGGCAGACGCUUCACAAGACCGACACACCCUAUCAGCUCCACAGAUUUUGUUAAAUGUUGGUGGUUUCCUUUUAACGGUGGUCACAACAAUUGUUUUUACGGUUUAUGCUAAAAGAAAACUAAAAGUGUUGCAGGGUGAAGAAUUGGUGUUGCAGUAAGAUGUAGUUUGCUUUAGAGAACAACCAUUCUCUACACAACCUAGGUGUCCGUCUCAUGUCGAGACACGUUGUAGGGCUUGAUGAAGUAAAUAAUUUAUUGAAGAACUUCAUCCAUGUAAGGAAAUGUGACACAAUAUUGGAACUAUGUAACAUGGUGAAGGAGUGACACGGGAAAACCAAACCAAGAGAAAACUCUAACAUCGUAAAGAUAAGAAUGUUUUAUUCUUCCAAUUUUAGGAGAGUUUAUUCAGUCUUCCUCUCUCACGUAAUUGAGAUUUGUAUAUGAAUGGAUAAAGUGGACCAAGGCAAUAUUGUUUACAUUAUGUACAUGAUUCAACUGUCAUUUUCUUGUUGACUUGCUGAAUAUUAUAUUAUUAAGAAUGUUUGCUUUUGUAACAGACUGGUGUUCACUAAUCCUUAUUAUUGUAUUGGAUUUCACA